GAGUAGUAGUAUCUCCUCCCACAUUGACCUUGUUCCCGGUGAGAUUUCGGCAAUGAUUACUAAGCGAUAACUAAACAUUUCCUCUGUUUAUCGUUACAGGAUUACUGUCAUGGUGUAGAGCGCGAGAAUAAUUACGUACCUAAGAGAAUCAUGGCCAAAAAACAAGCUACAAAUGUCUUAGGGAUUUCACCUCCACUGAUAAAUUCAGCUAACCCUGUAAGUCUAUCUCUUCAUCCGACCACCGAGCUCAAAUUUCUCUACAUAUUCCACGGCGCUAUACCUACAGUCUUACCGAAGCCCCUUUUUACACUUCUUAAAAAUCAACUGAUUGUAUCUCCCUAACGGGGAUAGCCAAAUAUUUGAGUGUAUCGUGAAAGUUGAGAGCUGAUUGUCAUCACUAGUGGGCAACAAGUAAAGGCGACCUCCUUGCCCUUUACCGUUGUCUUCAUACAGGUGCUGUCACCGUCAGAACGUCGCUCCUCAAUCCAUUUCAACAUGAUUCACAACUACAUCAAUAUACAUUUUUCGAUCCUAAAUCUAACUCAACCUGCGCUGAAAUCUCAGAAGGCCGAAGUAAUGUCAUCCCGGGCGAGACAAAUAGCCUAAACACACUCGGUUACUCACCCAUAUCUUUGGACUCAUAUUUGGACAUCCUUCUUGAACUUGCAAAGGAGGAAAGUUUUCAGCUUCUUACUCCCAAACCGUGGAUAAUUUCCGUUACUGGAUCAGCUGAAGAAGUUGCUGAAUGCUAUAGGCAUGUUUUACGACAACAUGGAAAAGCCAAUCUCAACCUUAUGAUGGAAAUCAACCUUUCAUGUCCAAAUAUCGUGGGGAAGCCACCUCCUGCCUAUAACGAAAAAGCUCUGGCCUCAUACAUAAAGGUCAUCAGAAGUGUAAAAGCCGAGGCGCCCAACAGCAUUCACGUAGGCAUCAAAACCCCACCUUACACAUAUUCCGAGCAAUUUAGGAACUUAAUUUCUGCACUGGAAUCUGGAGCAUCACUUGAUGGAGGAAUUCCCAUAUCAUUUAUCACAGCAACCAAUACUCUUGGCUCAUGUUUGGUUAUUGAUGAAUUCGGAAACCCUGCACUAGGUUCUUCAAAUGGUGAAGGUAUCGGUGGAAUGGCUGGUGACGCAUUACAUCCAAUCGCAUUAGGAAAUGUCAAGACAAUACGAAAAAUGUUGGAUGCGUCGCCAAUUGAGGGUGUAAGGAACAUGGAGAUAAUUGGUGUUGGAGGAGUGAAGGACAGUCCAAGUUUUACCAGAAUGCGUACUGUUGGUGCGUCGAUAGUGGGUGUGGGAACGGCAUUGGGUAGAGAGGGCGUAGGUAUCUUUGAGCAAAUCCUUUCCGGGUUGAAGGAAGAGGUUUCGAGUUAAUCCUUCAAUCAUUAUCGUACCUUGAUAUGAUUGAAAUUUCAUGAUGUCAAGAAGUUACGUCAAUGACAUUCUUUUCCAACCCGUGAACCCUGCAAGUGAUUAAUUACUGAUCUGGGGACCAGUAAUACUAUUCUAUUGCUCAAUGUCAACACUGGUGUCGUGAAUUAGACCUUGAAUAUA
Sclerotinia trifoliorum is the source of this 1556-nucleotide messenger RNA. The record is from the annotation of a GenBank genome assembly. NCBI's taxonomy places the organism in Eukaryota, Fungi, Ascomycota, Leotiomycetes, Helotiales, Sclerotiniaceae.